Molecule: messenger RNA, 1813 nt
Organism: Protopterus annectens (West African lungfish)
Lineage: Eukaryota; Metazoa; Chordata; Ceratodontiformes; Protopteridae
Gene: CCHR2.PART2H2orf81
Product: chromosome chr2.part2 C2orf81 homolog
Exons: 3
Coding region: 2-1534 (510 amino acids)
Source: RefSeq, a predicted model, not a curated record
UAUGUCACGGGUAGCACUCUCUAAGUCUCGAGCAGAGAAGACACGACUCCCAGCAGUCCCAGUUCCCCAUGUAGUGGUUGAGAUUGUGCCAGGUCGCUUCACAGAAGCUGACUGGGCUUUCAUGAUAGCAGAGGAGGAGGGGGAGGAGAUCAUCGCAGAGCUCAUGGAUGAUCUGAUGACAAAAGUGAUGGAUGAAUGCUAUAAAGUAUACCUUGUGCGUCAGCUAAUACCGUUCACUAUAGCAGAAGCAAGAGAUGCUCUUGUUCAGAUUAUUGAAUGGCGCUUUUUGGUGCAUGAUGAUGGAGACACAGAUAUCUCAGGACAUGCAAUCUGGCAGCAAGACGAAGAACCACAACCCUGUAUCACAGAUUCAUGGGCACAAGGGUCAGUGCCUGUUAUACGAACUGGUCUCACUGCAAGGGAAACUAAUACAAAGAUUUUUUCAGAAGAGUCAUAUGAAGAUGUGCUGAAGAAGAAAGAUGCAACAGAAGUAAAGACAAUGCAAGGUAAUCCGGGUUCUCAUCAGAAGGCUGUUCAGGAGGACAUGAUGAAUGUGAUUGACGUUUCCCCAGUUGAAAUCUACCAGUUCAAAGAAGAGUGUACAAAGACAGAGAAGUCAGCAUCUCUCUCUGGACUUCAAAGGGCUAUUCAUCAGCCAUUACCGCCACCAAAAGACCAAAAGCCAAAGAGAACUUAUAAACCUCAUCGUGGACCUCUACGUUCAGCUGGUCUUAAGGAAAUCACCAAAUCUCUGGAGGACACAGAAAAGGAACUACUGGUUCAACAGCUUUCACAAACUGUCUUGAUGAAAAAAACACCUGUGGAUCCAGAUAGUCUGAAACUGCUGCCACUCUCCUUUCAUAAUCUCCUGAAGAUCCAGCUUGGAAGGCCCCCUCAGAACAAAGAUGUCACCUUUGAUGAAUUUGGAAACAUCACCUCAGUCCCAAAGCUAGACUUCUGUCAUUUGCCAAGGCACUAUAUCAAGCCUCACUUUGAAGUGGUAGAUGUAAAAGUUGAAGCUGAACGACAGAAGCUUGAAGAAAUCCAGGCUGGAGGUCCAGUUUUGCUGAGAACUGGUAGGAGCAAGAAUGUAAUACUCAACAAGUUAGCAAAAAACAUAACCAUGAACAGCAGAAUGAAUUUUUCAGAGUUAAAUAGGAAGCCAACAAACGUAUCAGACUGGCCAUUAAGGAAGGACCAGUCUAAAACUUUAAACCAAAGGUCUAAAACUUUAAACCAAAGGUCUUCACUUUCUGGGUCUCUAACCCAAACAAGAUCAGAUUCAGAUACCUUUAAGUCUGGAAUCCUCAUAAAAUCUAUGCAUCUUGCCCCUGGGGUAGUUCUGAGAGAGAUCCACAAUACAAAAGAUCAUCUUUGGCACAACCUGGCAGAAGAGGAUAAUAACAUUAUAGAGUCAUGGGAAAACCUAAAACCCAUUCUGACAGCUGUGCCACGUCCUGCUAUUAUGGUGGAACAACUAAUUAAAGAUCAUGUUCCGCAAGUCCAUCCCAUGAACAGCUUUCAGUCAUUUUAACUCCCACUGAUAGAACAGUUCCAGAUAAAAUUCUUAUUGACUUUCAAUGCCAUAUAGUUUUGUUUACAUAAUGUAAUAUAGCAGCAGGCACUCUAUUUGUCAUAAUGUGGUAUGGAGAAAUUAUAACUUUAGAUUUACAAAUAAUCUAAAUUUGCAUGUACACACUUUAUGUAUACUUGUAUGGACAUACACAGAUUAGCACAGUGGUUCUCUAGUCUCUGUACAACUGUCAUCCCUAAGAUCCUGGAUGAAAAAAGAAAAGUACAUAUAUUUACCUGA